UAUAUAACCGUUAAAUUUGUUUCUUAUUAAGAGACCGAACAACUGAUGUACAAAACAGUUAUACGUUACAUAUACCUAGUGCUCAACGCAGGUCUCACACUAUAGCUGUAUACCCUCCAAACGAAAUGUUUGAUUUUUACAAUAAAAUGUCCAUUCGUUUAAUUUCAUUACUGUGUUUGAUAUUUAGUUUUACCGAAGCAGCUGUCCAGGACAACAGAGACAAAAUAAAAGAUUGUUCACUGUCGGUACCGGACAAAGAUGUCAAGCUCAUGCCUAUCGCGUUUGUGCCGAAUGGCCGAAAAUACCACAUCAUUUACCCGGACGACAAGGGUGCGCUGAACGUUCGGUACGGCCACAAUUUCAAGUUGGCGUGCGUGGGCAACAAUACGUUCGCCGCGGUUGCGCCGACCUACACGGAAAUCUUGGUGACUUGCGCCGGAGGCAAUAAUGUGACUUACCGAGGUCAAAGGUACAGGUACGGCCAGUUCAAAUGCCAGCAGACCCCCAAGUCCGUGUUGAAGCUGACCGGCGACAAGUGCCAGACCAACCAUUCGCUGGUCACGGUGGGCUUCCAGACCAAGUGGAGACAUUUGACCAUGCUGAAGAUAUGCUUCGACACGACCGCCAAGAACAGUUUGUACACUUGGUACGCGGCCAGGUCGCCGUACCACGACUAUCAUCAGUACAUGAAAUCCAAGCCUUCGUUCGUCAACUCCAGGGAACUCUACGGCACCAUGAACGUGAACAAAUUUUACACAUUAAAAGAACAAAAAAAAACCGUUGCCAAAAUUUUGGGAUCAGAAGAACAGAUGGAGAAAUAUUAUACCGAUAGCGAACACUCAUUGUCACGAGGUCAUUUCGCAGCCAGGGCUGAUUUCGCUUUGUACGUCGAACAAUAUGCCACUUAUUACUACGCGAACGUGGCCCCACAAUGGCAGGUAUUCAACGGCAAACUGUGGUCCCAGCUGGAGAACCAUACCAGACUGAAGUUGUCCAACGACAGUUCCCGGUACGUGAUUGUCACGGGCACUUAUGGCGUUUGCACGCUGGAAGACGUCGACGGCGAGCAGCAGCCCAUUCACCUGGAUCCACCCUACAGGUUACCAGUGCCUCUGUACUACUGGAAGCUGGUCUACAACGUGGACGACGACGAUGGCACAGUGUACUUGGGGCUGAACAACCCUUUCAUGAACAUCACUGACGACGUGUACAUUUGCCCCAACACGUGUCCCGAUGGCUACGAGGGCAACGACGCUAACGACGGGCUGGUGUAUUGUUGCAGCAAAGAAGAAUUUGAAAAAGUGUACGGAGAAUUGGAUAAGACGUUGUUCGAAAAGUAGUUUUGAUUUUAACAACUACGUGAUUUGAAACCACCACCGCCACUGUCAAUUGAGUGCCAUCGUAUGUAGUGCACAGUAUAACACAUAAUAUAGUAAUCACUAAAUCACUUGCGACCCGAUGCAUUGUUUGAAUGUCGAUAAAAAAUAUGGCAUUAAGCUCAAAUAUCCCUCGGGUAUCAAAAGAAACACAUUGUAAGUUUUGUGGUACUAACCGCUAUAUAAAAAAAAAAGUCCCUAUUCACACCACUCUAAUUUUUCUAGCGAAUCAAAUUACCAAACCUUUUACAAUAUAAUUCCUCUUGUUGCAAGUACCAUUAUUUUACCUUUGUAUAUUUAAUAUAAUUUAUGUAUAUUUAUAAAUGUUUAAGUACCGUAGGCUAAUAAAGGCUGUGUGCUUUUAAAAAUAGAAA
This is a messenger RNA of Adelges cooleyi (spruce gall adelgid), 1750 nucleotides long. RefSeq lists its product as uncharacterized. Gene Ontology annotation, cellular component: nucleus; mitochondrial inner membrane. The transcript has 4 exons. Gene Ontology annotation, biological process: apoptotic DNA fragmentation. The record is from RefSeq and is a predicted model, not a curated record. The coding region runs from base 126 to 1340 and encodes 404 amino acids. Gene Ontology annotation, molecular function: metal ion binding; single-stranded DNA endonuclease activity; nucleic acid binding. NCBI's taxonomy places the organism in Eukaryota, Metazoa, Arthropoda, Insecta, Hemiptera, Adelgidae.